Messenger RNA from Naegleria lovaniensis, 2025 nucleotides. RefSeq lists its product as uncharacterized. The coding region runs from base 1 to 2025 and encodes 674 amino acids. The transcript has a single exon. The record is from RefSeq and is a predicted model, not a curated record. Lineage: Eukaryota; Heterolobosea; Eutetramitea; Acrasida; Naegleriidae.
AUGUUCAAACAUCUUCAACAUGAUCACGCUCCCAUGGAAGAACUUCCUUCAGAUAUAUGGAUGGGCAUCUUUUCCUUCCUAACACUUGAUCAAGUUCAGAAAAUAGCUCUGAAAAUUUCAAGUAAAUUAACCAAACAAUUUCUAGCGUUACCAUCCAUACUCGCACCUUCGGAAUCAAUGUCAUCAUCAGAUCGGUACCCACCUUCCUCACCCAUUCAUCGCGUGUUGUGCUAUUUAUUGCUCCGACAAGAUAUGAAAGAAAAUAUUGAUGAAAUUUUGAUGAUUCCCCAAACGUUCAAGCUCCAUAGCUAUCAUCAAAUGACGAGAAGACAAGGCAAGAAUGGAGCACAGAAAAUGAAACGAAAAAUUUGUUUUCCCAAGCAUGGAAAAUCCAUGAGCCAGCUGAGACACGAGUUGAUCGUGAAAUUAAAAAGAAUGAAUCAACUCUUUCCUGAUGUAUUGAUGGAAAUGCAGGAUGAUAUUGUAAAGGCAUAUGAAAUGACAAAAAGUGGUAACAAGUAUGAACCUGAAGUGUUCAUGGAACCACCAACAAGAAGACAUUCUCCCACAAGGGAGUCAGCGCUCGAUGAAUUUGCUUACCACGAGGACAUGAAAGAUGAACAAGGCAAUGAUAUUGUCGAGGUUGUAGAUGACUAUUAUAUUGAUGACAGUAUCUCACCAAGUGAAAAUCAAAUGAUCGAGAAUGAUGAUGUUUAUACAAGCAAUGACACAAUGCAAGUAGAUAUUCCAAAUAAGGAGAGCCUCCUUCAUGAGAUUCAAACAAUCCUUGGACAACAAAAGAAAACAACAAAACUUCCCAAUUGGAUCAAAAUUUGGAAUGGGCUUGAAAAAACAUUUUACGCAACACGUGCCAAAGAUUUACUCAAAAAGUUAUUGAACUCUUUGGCCAGCACUCAAUCCUCAACAGUUCAUUGCAGCUCGAAGAAUAUUUCAAAUAUUAUAUACUUGAUUCAAAUGUCCAUUUAUUACUUACAAAAAACUAAUGCUGAGAAGCGUCAUGAUAUCAUGUUUCAAUGCUUGAACAUUUCCAAUAAUCUUGAAAUAGGACGUUAUCGAUUUAAUUCAGCACGAAUACGCUAUGAUAUGAAUUUAUUUUCUUCUCUGACAUUGGAUAUUGGUGGCUUGCUGUUGGAUUAUGUUACAUUUAUCACGUACAAAGAUCACAGGGGAGAAUACUUGUCAGAGUAUUAUACCUAUGAAGACGAAAAAGAGUAUUCGGAGAGGAUGGCAAAGAGAAAUAUAACAGUUAGAGAAGAUUCUCAUGAAAUAGCGUUAGCAUUCUGCCAAUUGGUACGAUAUUUUGUUGAGGAAUAUAUGAAAUAUGUUCCAAGCGGGCACAAUUUCAUACUCACACGAGAGUAUGUUAUCAAUUGCUGUCCAUUGAAAUUCAUGAUGAAAGUCGACCAUCCUGUUGUUCAUUCGACGCUCCUUGAAUUAAUUCAAAAACACUCCCGUGAAAUUAUUCGAAAUACUUCUCUUGAUUUACGUUACUCAAUGUUCAUUGCCGGAUUUAACCAUCAUGCACCAUUGAAUAUUCUGCAAGCAUUGAUUGAUUGUGGUAUUGUCACACGGCAAGAAUUGGGUGUGCGUUUGCCAAGACGAGACCAAGCAUAUUUGGACAUCAUUGACAAAUUUCUUGAUAGGAUCUAUUCAAUACGACAUGAGCAUGAAUAUUAUCAUGACUAUUUUAAUUUGAUUGCAACUGUUUUUGAAGGUCACACUUCUACAAAGAAUUUGAGGACUCACACCAAUGGCAGCAACAAUAACAUUUCACAUGAACCAACUGAUAGCAAUGAUCGAUAUCGUCCUCUCGUCAUUCGCAACAAGAAGUUCAAAAACAUGAUUCAAAAAUGUUGGAAUCCUGCUGCUCGAUAUCAUACCGAAGGUCAGAAAUUUAUAUCCACCUUAUUGAAGAGACUUGAAAAGAAUAGACAAAUGCUAACAGUUGCUGAGCACACCGUUCAUGACCAACGAAUGACUGAUGAAGAGCAGUACUGGUGUUAA